Molecule: messenger RNA, 4815 nt
Organism: Linum trigynum
Lineage: Eukaryota; Viridiplantae; Streptophyta; Magnoliopsida; Malpighiales; Linaceae
Source: the annotation of a GenBank genome assembly
UAGUUCAGUUCUGGGUCAUUGACAAUGAAAAUCAAUGGUAUUGCACUAUUGCCUCUGCACACUUACAUAUUCUUCAUAUACUAAAUCAUUAAACAAUUCUUAGUGCAUCUGAAAAAGCUUUUUUAAAAGCUAAUGAUAUUGCCUCAGUACACUUACAUUAUUAUUGGUUCUGCAUGAUUUUUGCAAAUUGCAUCAGUUGGUUUACUUGUAUUAUUCCAUGCUGAGAUGUUUUCUGACAUUAACAAUAUCAUUGCAGCUUAGGAGUACUUCUGUCGUAUCAUUUGUAGGUUACUCAUUGAUGUAUUGGAGGCCAGGUGGGUGUAACGUUUGUUUGAUUCUGCAAUUUGUUUGAACUGGCUCUCGGUUCUGUAGGUAGCUUAGGAGUUGGAGAUCAAUCUUCAAAUUUGUUUGAACGGCCGUGUUUUUGUCCCUGCUCGGGUAUAAGUCUGUUUCCUGCGAUUUUAGAGAGAGAGAGCUGGGUUUUGGUUCCCAAACACCCAAGGGACGAACCCUAGAGAGAGAGAGCAACUUGGGAACAUUCUUGGAGCUAUUUUGUAGGAUUUCUUCGCCAUUGGAGCUCGGGAAUCAAGCUUGGAGAUGGAGAUUGAAGAUCUAGAUCAGAUUUCUGCAGUCUCUCUCUUCUCUAUGGAGCAACUUCCCUUCACUUAGAUUUUGAGGAACCCUAGUUCCAUGUGUUAGGAUCUUUCUUUUAUGAAGUUUUGGAUGCUAUAUUGUUUGAUUAUAAUCGAUUGAGGAAUGAUUUAUAGAGUCAAUUGAAGCCUGAUCACCUUCUCUUGAUUUCUGCUUUAACCUAUGAUAGAUAGAAUCUGAUUAGGUUAAGAGAGCUUCCUUGAUUGAUAGUGGUGAAUUGGUUGUGCGAGAGUCAAUCAAUUCACAGCUUUGUACUGGAAUUCAUUCCAGUAGUGGAGAUCUGUGUGAAUGGCCUUAGCAGUCUAUCCGGUGAAGGCUAGUCGCCUGCCGGGUAUUCUGUCUAAGAGGGCUUGGUCAGCUAAUUUAGGGUCUUUCGCAGUUUAAUCAACAACAGAUCAACCAAAGGUAAUUGCAACUUGGAUGUAAUUGAGGAGCUAGGGGGAAUCAUACCUAAGUGAGUUCCCAACUUGUAAUUAGUAGAGUAGUUUAGUAAAUCAAUCCUUAAUCUAGUUUGCUAGAUAAUAAACUGAAGCUGAGUAAUAGUAACUCUAGAGACCCGUGGAUUCGAUAUUUAUUACUUGUGCCACUACACUGUAGUCCCUUUCAUUGGUUACACUUGGCCAUUGUUAGGUGUGUUUUAGCGUGUCAAGUUUUUGCCGCCGUUGCCGGGGACUUUCUAGAUUAUUUGGAAAGGCAGAAGUUUGUUACUUUAGCGUUUUUUUCACCCUUGCUUUUCACUUGGGUGUUUUUGUUUUUGUUGGUGCAGAACUGAAUCAUGGAUCCUAAUGGCUUCUCCAACCAGUGGGGGUAUCCACCACCAUCUGAGUGGUAUUACCCCGAGAUUUCCUGGAGCAAUCAAGGAGAAGAAGACUAUGGAUUCGGGUUCCAGUACCAACCCCCUUACUACGGAGAACAAUCAGACCCCUGGGCAUAUCAAGAACAACCUCCUUAUCAAGAAUAAUUCCUCCCACAACCAGAAGGGCCAUCAGAUCUCGAUUUAGCCAUAGCCCUCACGGGCCAUCCGGCAGAGCCAUGCUACACACCACAACCAGAUCCAAACUAUCACUUGAGGCUUCUCGUGGAGCAGAUUGCUCGAGUACCCAAGAGAUCCGUUCCCGAGAUGGAUCCUCAUAUCUAGACCAUUGCCCAAACUGACUUCUCCUUUCCCCGUGAAAUAGAGGAUACCCUUCGGAGAAUAAAGAAGCAAAUAGAGGUCAUUGAGAAAUCUUUUUCACAGUUUUCUCAAGACAACCUUUAUGCUGACAUACAAGUAGAGGAGGAGGAAGAAGAAGGCAAUCAUGAGGAUGUUGAGGAGCAUACAGAAGUUGUCACGGAAUUCUCCCAUGAUAAUCAUGAUCAAGUGUAUCCUCUGGUGGUAGAUCACAACUUUCCCCAUUUCCGCUCUGACAUGCUGGGUGAGGGAGGAGGUGCAAGCUGAACUUAUUGAGAACCUUGCAUGGUGACUUGCUCUCCAAUCUGUUAUGGAAGAAGAAGAGAGAGAAAGGGUGAGGAAAGAAGUUGUGGAGGAUGAGGAAGAAAGCAAAGAAGAGGUAGUUCUUGAUCUUUUCCAAGGAGAGAGACCACAUUUUGAAAAAGGAAGGGGGGUGGAAGAAGCGAGUGGUGUCCAGGAUGAGGAUGAAAUUGGGGUGGAAGAGGCUUGCACCGGCCCUAUAAUACAAGUAAAAUCCCCACCAAAAUUUGAGGAAUUGCUUAGCAAGGACCCAUUUGCAGUGUCUCUUUGCCAGACCAAGACCACAUCGACAUUGGUCCCUCUUGGUGGACGUGAUGGUGGUCAGUCGAUACGGUUAUAUUUGGUUUGGGGCAAUAAGACAAGAGAAGAAACGAGGAAGAGGUCUCGAGGGUGGAGACUUCAGCUGCAUCAAGUGCACGAGCCUUCCUCACCUGUCAUACCACAUGCUCGUGACUUGAGACUCCACCUCAUCGACGAGAACCUCAACUUCAAAGAGGUUUUGGGGUGGACCAAAACUUCGGAGCCAUCGUCCGGCUCACGGCGUGAAAGAAGCGCUUGUUGGGAGGCAACCCAACUAGUCGGUUUGCAUUUCUUUCCCUAUCUCUCUUUGGUUGAGUCAGUUUUGUUCUUUGAUUUUAGAAUCAAUAACUCAACCUUUGUGAGAUUUUGUGUGGUGUUUGUGUUCCGACUACUCUCUCCUCCUGGAAUGCCCGCCUGCCCCGUCUACCAUCAUUCACCCUUGAUCUGGUAACUUCGUUCUACCCUCCUUAUCUUUCUUCCAUUGAGGACAAUGUCGUGCUUAAGUGUGGGGGGAUGUUCGAUUAUGUAUGUGUGUGAAUGUUUGGCUGUAUGUGCGUGCUUGGAGCCUAGUCCGCUGUCCAAAUCUCGAGAUUUGAGGGCUCCAAGCACUGCUGUUUGCGUGAUCGUAUUGGCACUGUGGAUUUGAUUGGUGAAUCCAAUGGCUUGCGAAUUAAUGCAUGAAAACUUGAUUGUAACUAGGGCAGCCUAUAAUGAUGACUGAGCGUGCAAUAGAGUUGUGUAGGGGUUCAGUGUUUCAACUGUUUGCUUACCAACUGUGACUUGGAUUGAUCACUUGUUUUUUACAGUCGUUUAUGCAUCUAGUUUAGGGAAUCAAAAUGAGAGAUAGAGCAUAUAGGUAGCCAUGUGAGAUUUGAGCAAGCUCGUUUCUUUCUUGUGAGAUAGAUCCCUCAUCCAUGAUGUGUAACAUUCACGUUGUCAUUAGCUAAGAUGAUGGAGGCAUAGGAAUAGCCCACUACCAAAUUGACUGUCCUGUUGUGUCAUACCCCCCUAGUCAGCCCCUUUGAGCCGUGUCACUUUCUUUCGUUCAGUCUACAAUGAAAAAUCACCCGUUUGCAUCUCUUAGAAGGUUCCACAGAGAGUUUUUUGCAUGUUCUUUGUUGUUCCUGCUAAAAUAAUGUGAGGGUUGGAGGUAGUGCUUAAAAGUUGGGCAUGUGUUUAAAAAAUGUGCAGAUCAAUAAAUGAAAAAAAAGAAAGAAAAAUGAAUGAAACCAAAAGAGAGCCACUACCAAAAAUCUGAAUCAUGCUCAUUAAGUAGUGUUUCUUAGCAGUCUGGCUUAGAAAUACUAACAUUAUUGUGACCUCCUUCGCUCUUGUGCUCUAAAGAAUUUGAGUAAUGCAGAAUGACAAAAAGAAAGUAAGUGGUUUGAUUGGCUGUGAAUGUGUUGGGUUUGGAAUUGUGGAACCUUGUGCUAUGAAUACUUCCACCACCUAUAAGGCCUUUUCCCCAUGUCCAAGACCCUAAUCAGUCAUCUGAACCUGUGUCUAAGACCUCCGGAUUAGUUAGUGGUGACAUCCCUUAUGUGAACUCUAACAUUUAGAGGCUGCCAUCAGGGUGAAGAGACGUUAGGGAUUGAGAGAAUAACCAUGCGCAUUUUUCGCGUCAAAUUGUCCUGACCCCACUGGUCGAGAGUGAGCGAUUCAUUUCCUUGUUCUUUACACUCUUUACCCCGGUGAGGACCUAGAUGGCUCGGUCUUGAUUCUAAUGUCUUGAGUUUUAUGCAUAAAGUGACUAUCUUGGAUAAGUGGUUCAGUCGAGUCUAUGUUGGUUGGUGAACAGAAGGGAGACUCCUCCUUUACCCGACUUUGCUGCACUCAAAUGUCAUCUCUGGUGGUUGUCCAGGUUGCUGUUGAAGUUGUCCAUGUGUUGAUGUCUAAAAGCCAUUAUGAUUCCCGUGUUUCGUGCCUAUAUGAUAUGUCCCCAAGGGUUGCAUGGUUAAAAUAUUUUGAGCUUACCUUGUAUCUGACUUGGUUUGCUUGGGGACAAGCAAACGGUUAAGUGUGGGGGGAUUUGAUGACUCAAUAUUUGCAGAUGUUUUCCCCUUUGUUUCUUGAUUGUUUAAACUUGCAUUAUCGCUUCUUUGGCCUAUUUUACGCUAGGUUGUGUUCCUUUGUCACAUUUCAGGUACCAAGCGUCGAAGGAAAGGCUAGGCGCAAGUUUCAAGUCAAUCGGAUAUCAAUUGGCGAUUCGGGAGAAGAAACUCGGGCAUGACCUGAAGAAUGAUGGAUUUAUACCUCAUUUAUGGAAAAAUAAUCAUGCAAGCUUGUCCUGAAAAGAAAGAGGACGAGACUACGAGCGUCUGGGAUCAAACGGCGAUUGAUUCGGAGUCCGGACGAGGGAGAAACGAAGCAUUGAAUACAGGGGAACAUGUUCG